Messenger RNA from Dromaius novaehollandiae (emu), 4539 nucleotides. It is a transcript of the gene EXOC5, whose product is annotated as exocyst complex component 5. The record is from RefSeq and is a predicted model, not a curated record. NCBI's taxonomy places the organism in Eukaryota, Metazoa, Chordata, Aves, Casuariiformes, Dromaiidae. The transcript is spliced from 18 exons. Gene Ontology annotation, cellular component: cytoplasm; exocyst. Gene Ontology annotation, biological process: exocytosis; Golgi to plasma membrane transport. The coding region runs from base 179 to 2302 and encodes 707 amino acids.
GGGCCGGAGCUGCGCGCGGCGGUGGCGGCGCCCGGCGCAGGCCCAUUUCCGGCGGGCGGAGGCGGCGCCGCGGCGGCUGCUGGUGCCGGUGCCGGGGCGGCGGGACACAAUGGGCGGCGGCGGCGGGGACGCGGCGGCGGCGCGGGGCCGCUGAGGAGCCCGCCGCCUCCCUGCGGCCAUGGCCACCACGGCCGAGCUCUUCGAGGAGCCUUUUGUGGCAGAUGAAUACAUCGAACGCCUGGCAUGGAGAACACCUGGAGGAGGUUCCAGAGGUGGAGAAGCUUUUGAUCCCAAAAGAUUAUUAGAAGAAUUUGUGAAUCAUAUUCAAGAAUUGCAGGUAAUGGAUGAAAGGAUUCAGAGAAAGGUGGAGAAGCUAGAACAGCAAUGCCAGAAGGAAGCAAAGGAAUUUGCCAAGAAAGUACAAGAGCUGCAGAAAAGCAAUCAGGUUGCCUUCCAACACUUUCAAGAACUAGAUGAGCACAUCAGCUAUGUAGCAACUAAGGUCUGUCACCUUGGCGACCAACUGGAGGGGGUAAACACACCACGGCAACGGGCUGUGGAGGCUCAGAAGCUGAUGAAAUACUUUAAUGAGUUUCUGGAUGGAGAGCUGAAGUCUGAUGUUUUUACAAACUCUGAAAAGAUUAAAGAAGCAGCUGAUAUUAUUCAGAAACUGCAUUUGAUUGCCCAGGAACUGCCUUUUGACAGGUUUUCUGAAGUAAAAUCGAAGAUUGCAAGUAAGUACCAUGAUUUAGAGUGCCAGCUAAUUCAGGAGUUUACCAAUGCACAGCGGAGAGGUGAAAUCUCCAGGAUGAGAGAAGUAGCAGCAGUUUUACUUCAUUUUAAGGGCUAUUCCCAUUGUGUUGAUGUGUACAUAAAACAGUGUCAAGAGGGUGCAUUUUUGAGGAAUGAUGUGUUUGAAGAUGCAGCCAUCCUCUGCCAGCGAGUGAACAAGCAAGUUGGAGAAGUGUUUAGCAAUCCGGAGACUGUAUUAGCCAAACUCAUUCAAAAUAUCUUUGAAGCUAAACUUCAGAGUUACGUAAAGGACCAGCUAGAAGAACACAGGAAGUCAGAUGCAGAACAGUACCUUAAGAACCUCUAUGAUCUAUAUACAAGAACUACUAAUCUUUCAAGCAAAUUGAUGGAAUUUAACUUGGGUACUGAUAAGCAGACUUUCUUGUCUAAGCUUAUCAAAUCCAUUUUCAUUUCCUACUUGGAGAAUUACAUUGAGGUGGAAAUUGGUUAUUUGAAAACUAGGAGCGCUAUGAUUCUGCAACGCUAUUAUGAUUCCAAAAACCACCAGAAGAGGUCCAUUGGCACUGGAGGUAUUCAAGACCUGAAAGAGAGGAUAAGGCAGCGUACUAACUUACCGUUGGGUCCAAGUAUCGACACCCACGGAGAAACUUUUCUCUCACAAGAGGUGGUGGUUAACCUUUUGCAAGAAACUAAACAAGCUUUUGAAAGGUGUCACAGGCUCUCUGAUCCAUCUGACUUACCGAAGAAUGCUUUCAGAAUUUUUUCUAUGCUUGUAGAGUUCUUAUGUACUGAACACAUUGAUUAUGCAUUAGAAACAGGCCUUGCCGGCAUUCCCUCUUCUGAUUCAAGGAGCGCAAAUCUCUAUUUCCUGGAUGUUGUCCACCAAGCCAAUACUAUUUUCCAUUUAUUUGACAAGCAGUUCAAUGAUCAUCUGAUGCCAUUGAUCAGUUCUUCUCCUAAAUUAUCUGAAUGCCUUCAGAAGAAGAAGGAUAUCAUAGAACAAAUGGAAGUGAAGCUGGAUAUGGGCAUUGAUAGGACACUGAAUUGUAUGAUUGGACAGAUGAAACACAUCUUGGCUGCAGAGCAGAAGAAGACAGAUUUUAAACCAGAAGAUGAAAACAAUGUUUUGAUUCAAUAUACUAACGCCUGUGUUAAAGUCUGUGGCUAUGUUAGAAAGCAGGUGGAAAAGAUUAGAAAUUCUAUGGAUGGUAAGAAUGUGGACACCGUUUUGAUGGAGCUUGGAGUUCGUUUUCAUCGGCUGAUCUAUGAACAUCUACAGCAAUAUUCCUAUAGUUGCAUGGGAGGAAUGUUAGCUAUUUGUGAUGUGGCUGAAUAUAGGAAGUGUGCCAAAGACUUCAAGAUUCCGUUGGUGUUACAGCUCUUUGAUACCUUGCAUGCACUUUGCAAUCUUCUGGUUGUAGCCCCGGAUAAUUUAAAGCAAGUUUGCUCAGGAGAACAGCUUGCUAAUCUGGACAAGAACAUCCUUCACUGCUUUGUUCAGUUGCGUGCUGAUUAUAGGUCUGCUCGUCUUGCUCGUCACUUCAGCUGAGAGCACGGAAGGAAACGUUAUACCUUGGGGCAGGCCGCAGUUGUUAGAAAGCACAGGGAAUGGUUUCUUACCAAACAGUGGUUGUAAUUUUUGUGGGAUAAUGACUGUUCAGAAUAAAACAGCAGCCAUAUUUAAACUUGACUGUAGAGUGUGAGCAGAUGAAAAUUUGAGUGGUAUUUCAUGUAAGCUAAAGUUCUCCCAGUGAUGAAUUUCUGCAAAACUACUUGCUACUAAUUUUUUACUGGAAACAUGUUCAUGUAGGAAAGCAAGUGGUGCACUGAAAGUAUUUUAGUCUUCAAUAUUGAAUUAUCAGAUACCAUUUGUUAGACUUUAAGUACAGAGCAUAGCGUAGGUAAUGGAUUACAUAGAAUAGACCAGUGUAGAAACAUUCUUCAUCAAUUUUAAUGACUUAGACUUCAGCACAGCUAAUCAUAAUCAAAUUAUCUUUGAUUGGUGUUUCUAAGUCAUUUCUUUCUUUUAAAACCUUAUCCUGCUCAAUGUAAUUUCUUGCUCUAAUUAAUUAGCUUGGAAUUUCUUUGAGAUGUAGGAGUAACAGAAAUGCUAUCCCAGAAAGAUGUAAUUUAUUCAUUGUGUGGCAUUCUAAACAGAACUAAAGUGGUAAAAACAAAAUUUUUUUUGGUUCUUUAGUAUGUGGUGGUUGUUUUUUUUUUUUUUUUCUUUUCUUUUUUUUUCUUUUCUCUAAUAGUCACAGGCCCACUGGAGUAUAUCAGUGUUGUAUGAUCUGGCAUUCUUGUUUGUUCUGUUUGAUACUGGCAUACUGAAUUUUAUAUAUGCUCCUAAUCUGAAUGCAGCUGCCUUGUCUUAGGUGUUCAUAUUACAAGGUGAAGGUGCCCAUUGUUGGGUUAACAUAAGAGAACUUUUUCUCCUGUCUCUUGUUUUGUAUGUAAAUAAAUUCAGAUUAUAACAAAGUGAAAGGAUAAAAUGUAGCCCAAGUGCACAUUUGUAUGUCGGAGGAAUGGCGAGUGGCUCUAGGAAGACUCUAGACUUGAAACUUGCCGUGCUGAAGAUAGUUAAUCCUCAGUGCCUGAGCAAUAUAAAAUGCUGUGUGCAGAAGCCUCUCUUCCACUGCUCAUGAUUUUAACACUGGAGACAGGCAGCCUUUCUAUCCGUUAGGCUUCGGCAUUUAUUCAGGGUGCUUCUGAGAUGGACCCAUAGUGUGCGUAUAGCGAACCGAAGCAACAGUGAAGCUUGAAACGUUUAGCUUUUCCACAAGCAGUUGAAAAUUGCUGUAAAAUGGACCUUUGUUUGGAAGUGAGCUCUUGUGGAAAACAGUUUGGAACUGCCAUGUUCUGGGUCUUCAAUCUGACUCACUUCAGCCCUAAGCAGACCAUCUACAACACUUCGUUUUAUUUCUCCUGUGGGCUCAGCGUACUUUAUGAAAAUUUUUUCUGUCCCAUUGUCAGAGCAGCAUUUCUAUAAAUUUACUUCAUGGGUCAAAUAAAAUAUAUCUUUCUUGUGCUAAUGAUUUAUCAGGUGUAGUCAAUAUUGACAGACUUGUGUGGAAUUUCUCUUGGUUGGUUGAAGUUUUUCUGCUGCUUUUUAUAUUUAGCAGAGCAUAAUUUUGGUAAACAGGAGAAUGGAUGCCAGAUUUUCUCAAAGUAUUCUGGGAGACUGGGUGCUUUGUUCAGCUGCACAGCUCUAUUCCUCGGCCAUGGCAAAGCCACAAAGAGUUUUGGACACUGGAGAAGGCACAUGCUUGUACUGCUGCCAUUUUUUUUUUUUCCUCCAAAAGCUCUGAUGUGAAUUCAGAUGAUACCUCUCUGUUACCUCUGUAACUGAAAGCCAACAAUUUUGAGGCUGUGGUUUUACUAACUAAUAUAAAUUCUUUAUACAAAAAAGUGUCAAUUUGUAAACACUUCAGAACAGUGAACAUCGUCUUAAGACUGCAGAUCACAGAAGUGCUUCAGAAUUUGUUGUAUGGUUGUUUUGAAUUAUUUUCAGGUUGUAUGAAAUGUACUUACCAUGUUUCUUGCUUUAUUAGCUGUGUUUCCCAUGCAUAUGCUCAGUGCAAUAUUUUUCAUUAUGCCUAUUAAGAAAAGGCAGCAAAAAGUAGGUGAAUACUUAGAUAUGUAAACAUAAACUCUUCCUCAAUUAAAAAAAAAAUCCCUCCAGAUACUUUUUUCAUUUCAUUUCCACAUUCUUCAAAUACCUUUAUAUUCAAUUGUAUAAACCCUUCUAUUAAAAAAAAAUAAAUAAAAGUAAUUUUACUGACCAAA